AUGCUCAAAGAGUGUACAUGCAAGAAAAAAUGCGACGUCAAAGACUGUGAAUUUCGCCAUCAUACUUUGAUGCAUGGUGCCCCACGCAUUUCUUGGAAAAAUCAAGAAUCGGAAAAAGCUCAACCUCAAACGGAGAAACCCCCUCUUCACAAAAAAGAAGAAAAGAAAUUAGUAGCCACUCACUUCGUAGAUGGGGCUCAAAUAAUUACUUUAUUGCAAGUAGUGCCCGUGACGGUCGAACAUAAGGGAAAUAAAGUCGACACCUUCGCUCUCCUAGAUCCUGGAAGUGAAGCUUCCCUCAUUCUUCAAGAUUUAUCCGCUCAUCUGAAAAUUGAUGGGCCGACUGAAAUCGCUCGACUUGGAUCCUUCCACGGCGUCGAUCCAGAAAUCAAAACAACCAGAGUCAAAUUCAAUAUUUUUCCUCGAGAUCAGAGUCGUGCCUUCGCUGUGAAAAAUGCAUACUCUGUCCCGAAGUUGGAAGUGAAGAGCCGGAAAAUCAAUUGGCCAGCUCUUAAACACCAGUUGAAACAUUUGAAUGACUUUGACUUCCCUCUCAUCGACUCCAAUAAGGUAUCUGUACUUCUCGGACCUGACGUCAUGAGAGUCCAUGAUGUGUUGGACGUCCGGAUGCCUCCGGACGGAAUAGAAGCUCCUGACGGAAUACAAACCCAUUUUCAAGAUGCUGUCACGCAGUUCUGGCUCACGGAAUCCUUCGGUGUCAACUCUCCCGCACACCCGCCGAUGAGUAACGAAGACAAGAAAGCUCUCAGCAUCUUAAACAAAACAAUUCGCCAUAUCGUGGCGCUUCGGCAUCUUCAUUCGCUGGAGCGACGCUUCGAAAAAGAUCCAACAUUCGCGAAAAGUUACGCUCGAGUUGUAGAAGAAUACAUCUCUCUUGGCCAUGCCAUCCCGGCCCCAUCGAAUCCUGCUUCAAACGGCCAAGAAUGGAUCCUGCCGCAUCAUGGUGUCCAAACGCCCGCGAAACCUGGCAAAGUUCGCGUGGUUUUUAAUCCCUCCGCACAACACCGCAGUACGUCCCUGAAAGACCAAUUAUUCAAAGGCCCGGAUCUUUUAACUUGCCUAAUAGGAGUUAUUUUGCGUUUUCGGAUGCUGCCGGUACCAAUGUCAGGUGACAUAGAAAAAAUGUAUCACCAAGUUCAAGUGGCUAAACACCAGCAGUCGCUACUCAAAUUUUUAUGGAGGACGCCCGGCAGCCAAGAUCCACCGACAACUUUUCAAAUGACGGUCCACAUUUUUGGCACAUGCAUUUUCGCGCUCCGACGUACGGCCGAAGAUUUUGGCCACCUCUAA
This is a messenger RNA of Daphnia pulex (common water flea), 1311 nucleotides long. RefSeq lists its product as uncharacterized. The coding region runs from base 1 to 1311 and encodes 436 amino acids. The transcript has 3 exons. Lineage: Eukaryota; Metazoa; Arthropoda; Branchiopoda; Diplostraca; Daphniidae. The record is from RefSeq and is a predicted model, not a curated record.